AACACACAAAAUUGGAUGAAGGCAAAUAUGCAGAUCCUCAAAGACCAUUACGUUCAAGUGAAAGCAGAACUACUGAAUCGAAUCCACAAAAUGGAGGAAACAGAAUGGCAGAUAGCAGUUAAAUGGGCCAAAGGUAGAUUCAAACACAAAUUGAGGGAAGACAUAAUAGAAAGGGCCAAAACACAAAUGGAACAGAAUCUAGUGGAAACAGAAAAUGGAGGAACUGCAUGUUUGCCUAUCCAAGUAUCAAACAGCUCCUCUAAUCCUUCUUCCACUGCCGCCUCUUCUUUUUCUUCUUCGUUGUCUUCUUCAAUCUCUUCCUCUUCUUCCUCCAAACAGAGUCCGAGUAAAGACGACACAAACCUUGUGGCAAGUUCUCCACAGAUGCAUUUAUCGAAAAGCAAUGGAACACCUCGGCCUUUAAACAACAACUCCGAUAAGACCAAGGGGGAGCCGACCCAGGGGGAUAGGAAGCAGGAGAGGAAGGAGGUGAUGAAUGGGUCUACAGAAAGGAAGACCACGUCCUUGAGAAAAGCCCGAUCUGAAUCCUCCCUUUCCCUUUCCCCUUCCUCUUUCUCGUUGACUCCCCUGCAUGUGGAACAUCCGGACAGGGUGGAGCCCCCAAAUAAAAACCUGUGA
Pangasianodon hypophthalmus (striped catfish) is the source of this 639-nucleotide messenger RNA. Its product is annotated as putative protein TPRXL. Lineage: Eukaryota; Metazoa; Chordata; Actinopteri; Siluriformes; Pangasiidae. The transcript is spliced from 2 exons. The record is from RefSeq and is a predicted model, not a curated record. Bases 16 to 639 code for a protein of 207 amino acids.